Messenger RNA from Mesoplodon densirostris (Blainville's beaked whale), 3751 nucleotides. It is a transcript of the gene FITM2, whose product is annotated as fat storage inducing transmembrane protein 2. The coding region runs from base 30 to 818 and encodes 262 amino acids. The transcript is spliced from 2 exons. The record is from RefSeq and is a predicted model, not a curated record. Gene Ontology annotation, biological process: lipid storage; lipid droplet organization; phospholipid biosynthetic process. NCBI's taxonomy places the organism in Eukaryota, Metazoa, Chordata, Mammalia, Artiodactyla, Ziphiidae. Gene Ontology annotation, cellular component: endoplasmic reticulum membrane.
AGGGCAAGACGGUGGCCGACAGGUCGGGCAUGGAGCAUCUGGAGCGCUGCGCGUGGGCCCUCAGGGGGACGCUGGUGCGGGCGGCCGUACGGCGCUACCUGCCCUGGGCCCUGGUGGCCUCCAUGCUGGCUGGUUCCCUCCUCAAGGAGCUUUCCCCGCUGCCCGAGAGCUAUCUCAGCAACAAGCGCAACGUCCUCAACGUGUAUUUUGUCAAAGUGGCCUGGGCCUGGACUUUCUGUCUCCUCCUGCCUUUCAUCGCCCUCACCAACUACCACCUGACGGGCAAGGCCGGCCUGGUCCUGCGGCGGCUGAGCACACUGCUUGUGGGCACGGCCGUCUGGUACGUGGGCACAGCCGUCUUCGCCAACAUUGAGCACUACACAGGCAGCUGCUACCAGUCGCCAGCCCUGGAGGGGGUGAGAAAGGAGCACCAGAGUAAGCAGCAGUGCCACGGGGAAGGAGGCUUUUGGCAUGGCUUUGACAUUUCGGGCCACUCCUUCCUGCUGACCUUCUGUGCCCUCAUGAUUGUGGAGGAGAUGGCUGUGCUGCACGAGGUGAGGACGGACCGAAGCCACUGGCUUCACGUGGCCAUCACCGCGCUGGGGGUCGCCCUGGGCUUCCUGACCUUCAUCUGGCUGUGGAUGUUUUUGUGCACAGCCGUUUACUUUCACAACUUGUCCCAGAAAGUGUUUGGCACCCUGUUCGGUCUGCUGGGCUGGUACGGGACGUACGGGUGUUGGUAUCUGAAAUCCUUCUCCCCGGGACUUCCUCCCCAGAGCUCUAGUUUGAAUCUGAAGCAAGACAGUUACAAGAAAUAAAAGAGAAGCAAAAGGGAUGGCAGCAGGACAGUGGCUAAUAGAUUUUCCACUUAUUUUUCUUAGUUAUCGACUAAAUGAUUGAUCCCGCUUCCGGGAGGAAGCUUACCGGGCAGCGUGUGAAGUGGAGGUCGGGUGGAGUCUGGGGGGCGAGCGAGGUCAGGCCCCAGACUGUCCCUGGUGGCAUCGCCCUGUGUCACAAGCACCGACACUCCCAGUCAGGCACUUUGUGUUCCUGGCAAGACUUGACCUUAAUCUGGAACAUCCCUUUAGGCCCUAGAGGGCCAAGCUCAGGCUCAGCGAGAGGGCGGGAUCGGGAAAGCCUCUGUUGUGUGGCUGAAGUGGGGCCGGGGCCUCAGGACUCUCCUCUGCUGCCAUCAGAUGCUCCCUGAUUCUUCCUUGUCUUCUGUGUCAAUGGCUGUUAACGCUGUUAUUUAACAGUAAUUCCCUCUGGUCAGUUUUGCAGAAGCAUUUAUUUCCAGCAGGGUUCUUUAUAAAACAGCCAACUGCCUGAAAGACACAUUCUGGUUGUAGUAUUUAUUUUGUCCGUGGAAUGUCAAAUAUUGCAAGUGGCUUGUGAUUCGCUACCAAAACAGUUAAACUGGAGAGCCUCUGCGGCAGAGUAUUGGAUGAUUUUUAGGUAAUGAACAUUGAUUAUUUUCUGUCCAUGUUGUCUAUUAUAUAUUGGUUUUUGGAGCAAGAAGGUUACUUCCCCCCCCACUUCUGUUGUGAGUGAAUGCUUUAUAGUUUUUGAUAACAAUCAUGGCAUUUGUUCUUUGUUGACAGAACUCCCGAAAAUAACUCACGACUCUGCACUUUGGCACAUGUGUAGAUUGCUUUGAGGGUUUUUUAGAACACUCUUGGCUUACGGUAUUAAAUUCAAGCUCACAGGACUCUUUUCUCUGUUAAGAAUAAAACCGGAAAGCAGACAUUUUAAUAACCUGUUGAAUUUUAAGCUGAGUCAGGGUAAUUUUUUUUUUUUUUUUUGUGGUACGCGGGCCUCUCACUGUUGUGGCCUCUCCCGUUGCGGAGCACAGGUUCCGGAUGCACAGGCUCAGCGGCCAUGGCUCACGGGCCCAGCCGCUCCGCGGCAUAUGGGAUCCUCCCAGACCGGGGCACGAACCCGUAUCCCCUGCAUCGGCAGGCGGACUCUCAACCACUGCGCCACCAGGGAGGCCCAGUCAGGGUAAUUUUGCAAAAUGCAUAUUUGCACUGAACCUCCCCUGACCACACGUCAGUGAUGUAGACUGAAUGGUGCUACCGAGUUGUGUGAUAAUAAGCCUUCCGUUCAUUGCUGUGGCCCAAGGCACUUUUACCCUUUUGGACAAGGUUAUGAUAAGUCAGAAGUGGACGAAAAUAUCUUCCCUUGCUUCUGAUGGCAAGAAGCCAACCUGUUUGCAAAAACGUCCCUGAUAAAUGGUGGCUUGACUUUGGCCCACCCUCCUCUUACUUGGACCACCACCAAAACCAGACCAAACGGGCCUGUUCAUCUGCCCUUGAACUCAACCUUUUAUUUCCCCUUGGCAGUACCUCUCAAUUUCCAGCCUUGUCCUUGUGUGGCCCUCACCUUGGGAGUGCUGGGAAUGGUGAGAUGCCCCGUCCCCCCUGCCCCACAGAGGCACAGUGACUGCUCUGUGAUAAGAUACCCCUUCCCUCUCUUAGGGUGUCUCCUUAAGCCUUUCAAACCAAGCCCCUUGCAUUUUGGAUAAUCAUCCUGGAAGCUUCUUUGACGCCCCUUCCCCGCCCCCCCCCCCCCCCCCCAGUCAAGCCUGGUAAUAGCAUUAACUGAUAAGCACUGCACUUGCCUGGCUUAACUCAAGCUUAGGUUGGUAGGAGUUUGAGGUCUGGAAAAUCUUCAGUGUAAAAUGUAUUGCGUAUAAAUAUGUACUUAAAAAAUGUAGUUCGUAUCUCAUCUGGCCACAGGUUAACCUAUAUCGAUCAAAAUGUGGGGUGUGAUACAUUGUACCCAAAGGUGGCAGAAACACCUGACAGUGAGAUUUCGAAGGUGUCACCAUGGUGCUUUGGGAGCGUUGGCAAGCUCUGAUGGGCCCCGGGAGAAUUGUUUUGCCCCCUGGAGCUUACAUCUGAAAACGGGGGUGGUGGAAGUGGGGCUGGGGUAGGUGGCAGGGGCUUGCUGAAGGGAUUGACGUCUCUCCUGCGUUUCAUGUUCAGCACCAAAAGGCAGCAGGCACAAGGGGACGCCAGAAGUUCACUUGUCUCACUUAAAUGUCCAGACGUUUCUCUCCUGCAGGUCUGAUUCAGGCUCAGCCUUACACUGACUCCGUGGAAAGCGUCCAUCACCGAAUCUUGUCUAUUGAUGAGCCUUCUGCCACUUCCUGUUCAGUCUUAGCACCUUUGCCUGUCUCUAGGGAACAUGCUCUCAAUCCCUGUGUGACACAGCGUGGCAAGGCUGAAAGUUUAGGCAAAUGUGAGAUGUGGGUCCAAAUCGUGUCUGACCCUGGUCAAGCCUCAAUUUCCCCGUCUGUAAAAUGGAGGUGGUACUGUCAGGAUGAAGGGAAUAUGUUUGUAAAAUGCCCAGCACAUGUGCAUAGCAGGUGAUAAUCCUCCUGCCUCCUCUUUCUUGAUUAAGCCUUUAGAACUUUAUGGCUCCUCUGGAGAAGGCAGGGAAACGAAUAUGUUCUUUGGAGUGCCAUCUGGGGUCUGGGUGUCCUGUUGAAGUAGCCUUGUAUUAUCUUUUGAAAAGUGUCUAUUCCCCAGGUGGCGAACAAGAGGCUUUUGAGGGCAUUUGUGAUCACAGAAUACCACCGUGCUUGGUUUGUCUCUCCGUGUUGAGGUUCAUUCACUGGCGCCUCAUUUUCCGCAUGCAUCUGUCAUAGUCUGAGUACCAGAUUGUAUUUAGAGAAUGGUUCUUACCACUGUUAUGUACACACACAGAUCGUGUGUGUAAACAGGCACAUUAAACUACAGAUAAUGAA